Brugia malayi is the source of this 2877-nucleotide messenger RNA. RefSeq lists its product as uncharacterized. Gene Ontology annotation, molecular function: small GTPase binding. NCBI's taxonomy places the organism in Eukaryota, Metazoa, Nematoda, Chromadorea, Rhabditida, Onchocercidae. Gene Ontology annotation, biological process: protein import into nucleus. The record is from RefSeq and is a predicted model, not a curated record. The coding region runs from base 1 to 2877 and encodes 958 amino acids. Gene Ontology annotation, cellular component: nuclear membrane; cytoplasm. The transcript has 21 exons.
AUGGAUAAUAUCGAGACGGUAUAUCAUGCAAUUGCGGUAUUAAAUGGGUCUGAUAGUAUUGCAUGCAGCAAAGCUAGCAUCUGGCUUGGAGAAUUUCAAAAAUCCGUGUAUUCAUGGUCCAUUUGUGAUCGUAUAUUAUCUGAACAUCGAGAUUCGACAGCCAGUUACUUCGCUGCUCAAACAAUGAGGCAGAAAUUGUUGCAUUCUAUAAAGGAAUUACCGUCUUCUUCACAUUUGUCUUUGAGGGAUUCGUUAAUUAAUCAUUUGAGGAAUUACGAGUCUUAUCCACUUGAAAGGAAUUCGGUAAUCAUAACUCAGCUUUGUUUGGCGCUUUCUGAUCUUUAUUUACAAGUGCCGGAAUGGACUAAUUUCGUUGCAGAAAUUCUUGAGAGGUUCGGAACACCUGAUAAAACUCCUGUUUUACUUACUUUUUUGAAAACCCUGCCAGAAGAGGUACAAAGCUCACAUCUAAGGAUUGGUGAGAAUCGGCGCCGUGCAGUAAACACAGAACUAGCACAGAAGACACAAGCAGUUAUUCAUUUUUUAAGUCAAGUUUGUGUUUUUAAUAGUAAUGACGAUGCGAUACUGAAAAGAGUUCUGAGCUGCUUCAGCUCCUGGUUGCUAAAUCCGCUAAUUCCAACUGAUGAUAUUGCAGCAAGCGAACUGCUCAAAUAUGUUUUCUCACUUUUGCAGAAUCCAAAUUCACCCAGUUCAUUACAUGAUUCGGCUUGUGAAUGUAUUGUAUCAGCGUUAUAUCGUGCUGAAGAUACCAAUGUUAAUCGUGCUUUAGCCGUGGCUCUGCAAACUGCAUGCUAUGGGAUGGCGGAUAGCUUUUCAAUGGCUGUCGCGAACGAUGAUUUUGAUAGAUUACAAGGAUAUGCUCGAGUGUUUUGUGAAUUAAGUGAAUCACUCCUAGAAUGUAUGAUCCAAGAGCCAGGACAACAUCUUGGUGAUUUUCGAAGCAUCGAAAUGCUCCUUCUUCUAGCAGGCUAUCAUGAUUAUAAUCUAGUGGAAAUGACAUUCAACAUUUGGUACCGUCUUUCUGAAUAUCUGUAUGAAAGGAACGAUGAUGAUUUGAACACUCAGUUCAAGCCAUACAUCGAACGGUAUAUCAUGGCACUCUAUAAGCACUGUCGGUUUGACACUGAUCAGGAAGAUGUUCCGGACGAGAACGAUGAUUUUGUUGAGUUUCGAGGUCAAGUUUCCGACACACUCAAGGAUGUUGUUUUCAUCGUUGGAACUGAUCGGUGCAUCCAAAGCAUGUUCUCAAUACUGCAAUCGGUUUCAUCAGGUUCUUGGGACGAAUCGGAAGCUGCUUUGUAUAUUAUUUCAGUGAUCGUACAUAACGUUCUUCCGACCGAAGAAACAGUGGUUCCUCUUUUGGUUCAUGCUGUACUGGUUAUGCCCGUUACAUCUCAUCCGAUACUGACUAAUACCUCUAUUAAAUUACUUGGAAAUUUAAUUGAUUGGUUACACGAAAAUAAGCAAUAUCAAGAACCAUGCAUUACUUGGUUACUGGAUAAAGUACAAAAGCCGUGCUUCGUUCGAGCCGCUUCCGAAUCUCUUUACGGGAUCUGUGAAAAGUGCGAGAGUAAUUGUUUGGAGCACUUUGAUUCUAUAUUUGCCAUCAUUCCAUUUCUGGAAAAUGGCGAAAACAAAGGACAACAGCUGGAAAAUUCCAUCCUCCUACUUCUUCAGGCUUGUUCUUCAAUGCUGAAUGGUUUACCAGGAGAAGAAACUGCAACCCGGUUAAGGCGGUUAAUUGAGCCGCAGACGACAAAUUUGGCUGAACUUCUUAAAUCAAAGGUGGAUAUAUCACCUAACGAACCACAAGACAGUAACGAGAAUGCAUCAGAUUCAUGGUAUCUUUUGAGUCGUGAUCCGGUUUUAUGGGUCGAUAGAAUAGCUGCAGUCUUCCGACAUGUUCAACCGUGGACGCAUCAAGCAUGCAAUCCGAAGAAUACCGUGCAGAACGGAAGUUCCACAAAUACAAAUGAUAAUGUUCCAACACUAUGGAUUGCAACUGUGAAAGAAGUUUGGCCGUUUGUUUUAGAAACUUGCAGAAAAUAUGAAAAAAAUACUCGAGUCGUUGAACAUUGUUGCCGUGCGAUACGAUUUAUGAUACGCUUUUUGGAAGUCCAUUCAAUUAUUUUUAUUGAAUCCCUUGUUGAGCAGAUGGUUGAUAUAUAUAAUCGUCAUCCUCAUUCAUGCUUCCUGUAUUUGGCCAGUAUUUUGGUUGAUGAAUACGGUCAUUUGGAUAACUGUCGCUCCGGAUUAGUUCAUAUGCUUAACAUUUUAUGCAACGAUUCGUUUAAGCUACUGCAGGAACAAAAUGGUUUUCGCAAUCAUCCUGAUACAAUCGAUGAUAUGUUUAGAUUGGCUAUCAGAUUCGUGCAGCGUGCGCCGUCAGUAUUUUUCCAAGAACCAAUGAGUGCACAGUUGUUUGAAUGUGGACUGGUUGGUUUAGGUGUUGAUCACGUUGAUGCAAAUAGAUCAGUAACCAAAUUUUUUUCCGAAUGUAUUACAUCGUUACUCAUCGCGAGAAAGUCCAAUUAUCGGGAUGCAGGUGUAGAAGGAGCUGAACAACUAUUUUUAAAAUACGGCGAGAGACUGAUUAGCGGGUCUCUUCAAGCGGCAGUAUUCAGCGUUUCGGGUACUUUAAAGCGGGAUAUGGCUGAAAUUAUCUAUUUAAUUGGUAAACUAUCGAAAGAGCAGUUAUCUGUUUGGUUGGAAGCAACGUUGGAGAAGUUUCCUCACAAUGAGGGUCUUUGUGCAACGGUAGAACAACUAGAAUGGUUUCACAAAAAUGUGCUGGAGUCUGCGGAUUUACGACAAGUAUACGCUCAGAUUCGUGAUUUAAUUCGACUUUAUAUGUAA